This is a messenger RNA of Atta colombica, 756 nucleotides long. RefSeq names its product peptide deformylase, mitochondrial-like. Bases 34 to 756 code for a protein of 240 amino acids. Gene Ontology annotation, molecular function: peptide deformylase activity. The transcript is spliced from 3 exons. Gene Ontology annotation, cellular component: mitochondrion. The record is from RefSeq and is a predicted model, not a curated record. Lineage: Eukaryota; Metazoa; Arthropoda; Insecta; Hymenoptera; Formicidae. Gene Ontology annotation, biological process: N-terminal protein amino acid modification; peptidyl-methionine modification.
AAAUAUCGCAGUGAUAUUUAAGCAUUGAAUACAAUGUUCCGAAUAUAUAAUUUCACUAAUGUAACCUCCUGUGUCGUUGCCGUUAAAAGAAACAAUGUAAGAUUCGUGAAUAUUCUUAAAAUGAAAGAGACAAUCCAACGAUUGCUUGGUAUGAAUUCCAACGAGUUACCACAUACGCACAUUUGUCAAGUUGGCGAUCCUGUCUUGCGCGGUCAUGCCAUGAAGAUAGAAUCUGAAGUUAUAAGAUCGGCGGAUUUUCAAAAGGUAAUCACACAUUUAAUAAACGUUAUGCGAGCAUAUAAGUCGUACGGUCUGUCUGGGCCUCAAAUCGGACUUCCUUGGCAAAUAUUUGCCAUCGAAUGCACGGAGGAGAUUAUGGAAGGAGUCGAGAAAUCUGUUAGAAAAACUCACGAAAUGAACAUCAUCCCGAUGACGAUUUUUAUCAAUCCUGAAUUAAAAAUUAUAGAUUAUACACCCAUUACCCUUUACGAGGGAUGUGAAAGUAUUCGAGGAUAUUCUGCUGCUGUGCCGAGAGCUUACGAAGUGGAAAUUAAGGCAUUGAACGCUUCUGCUGAACAGUUUACGUGGAGAGCAUGUGGAUGGUCUGCUAGAAUAGCACAACAUGAAUACGAUCAUUUACAAGGAAAGCUGUACAUAGAGAAAAUGGACGUAAGGACAUUUCAUUGCAUGGCUUGGGAUAAAAUUAAUAAAAAUAAGGGCAAAAUACGCUUAAGUUUUUUGCCGAGGAAAUAUUGA